AUGCUUAUAAGUUCAAUCAUUACUAUUUGCUUAUUGAUCUGUGUACAAUCUCAAUAUAUCACAUUGCCACCGUUACCAUAUAACUAUGACGCACUGGAGCCAAUUUUGUCGGAGAAAAUUAUGCGUCUUCAUCAUUUAAAACAUCAUCAGACAUACACAACUAAAGUAAAUACGGCUAUUGAAUCAAUAAUAAAUGAGACGACUGACAAGGACUUAAUUAAAUUGAUGAAAAGUGAUAUUAACACCAUAUUAACAAAUUUAAAUCAAAUACCACAACCAUAUCGUCAAACAUUACGAAAUAAUGGUGGUGGAUAUAUUAAUCAUAAAUUAUUUUGGCAUUUAAUGACCAAACCAACAUAUAUCAAUGAAACAAUUAUCGAACCACAACCAGAUGGAAUAUUAUUAAAUGAAAUCAACAAUAAAUUUCAAAGUUUUACCAAAUUUAAAGAACAAUUUACAAAUAAUGCAAUUAAUCUCUUCGGUUCAGGUUGGACAUGGUUAAUGGUUAAUGUUUCCACUAAAGAAUUAGCCAUAAAUUCAACAGCCAAUCAAGAUAGUCUUAUUAUGGAAAAUAAAUAUCAUGUUCCAAUUUUGGGAAUAGAUGUUUGGGAACAUGCUUAUUAUCUAACUUAUGAAAAUCGACGAAAUGAAUAUGUCGACAACUGGUUUAAAAUUAUUAAUUGGCCAUAUGUUCAAGAAUUAUACAUGGAUGCUAUAGGUCAACAUAUCGAUUUAUAA
This is a messenger RNA of Didymodactylos carnosus, 738 nucleotides long. The record is from the annotation of a GenBank genome assembly. Lineage: Eukaryota; Metazoa; Rotifera; Eurotatoria; Philodinida; Philodinidae.